Messenger RNA from Athalia rosae (coleseed sawfly), 3214 nucleotides. RefSeq lists its product as uncharacterized. Bases 2249 to 2761 code for a protein of 170 amino acids. The record is from RefSeq and is a predicted model, not a curated record. NCBI's taxonomy places the organism in Eukaryota, Metazoa, Arthropoda, Insecta, Hymenoptera, Athaliidae. The transcript is spliced from 3 exons.
UUUUUUACGGUUCGUAAUUCAGUUUCAAAUUCCAAUAAUCGAAGCAAAAAAGGCAAAUCGAACAAAAAUUUUCAAUUAUCCUGCAAUCCUUCAUCGUGCCAUGUUCGUUGACCCAAACGCAGGUGCCUCGCAAAUUGCAAUAAAUUAGUAACGAGUAAAAUUUUCAUUGUGUGUGAUGCAGGGAAACAUUCGUGAUUGACCGUUAAAAAAUUUCUCGUUUUUACGGUACCGCUCACUAAUCUGAUUGAAUCUUUUUUGAUCAGAUGAACAAAUCACGUCGUUGCAGUGCAGUUUGACACGUGCCAACAAAAUUCGUAUGACAUAUCAUACAAUGAUCGGAGAUUCGAUCAAGUAUUUGCGUAUCCAUUCGGUCGUCUACCGACCAUAAGCCGUGCUGAUUACAUGAAGUUAUACAAAAAUUGAAAACAACGAUAUCAGCGAUAUGUGUAUUCGACGCAUUCGGGUUCGUGUCAUUCAUAUUGGAUGCUAUAUGAUCCCCACAGGUCACGAUAACGCUGUACGACCAAUUACUUCUCAAAUGACUGGCGACGUACUGUGCGAUUCACUACUGGACUUUGUUUAAAUUGAAUAAUACAUCUUUUACUAAUUUUCAGGACAUCGAUUGCGUCCGUGUAUUCGAAUCGCGAUUCGCGCCGCGCCGCAGGUCUACGCGAUUCUUGAGUAAUUCCAGCGAUGCGACGUAAUAAUUUUGUGAAACUGCGAUAAAUUCGAUCAAACGCAUGUUUUCUUUCCUUUCCCGCGUACGUGACAUUCCCGUUAUGCUCGUAAUAUGUAAAUCGAUAUCGUCGAGGUUCCUUAGUGUAAACAGUAUGUUUACGAGAUUAACACUAAUUAUUAUUCCACCACUUUGAUAAGUCUUACUUGAGCGAACUUAUCAAUAUCUCGUCGCUAUACUAUAUUAAUUAUAAGCUCCCAGUGGGGUAUUUCAAACAAAAAUAUUUCAUUUCGCAUUCUACACGCGCGUGAUUCAUUACGGAGAUUACAAACAUGAUAAAAUUUAGGAAUCACCCUGAACCGGCGAAUAAUAAUUUCGAGAGGCUCUUCACCUCGGCUGUGCGUGCACCAAAACACGUUCACUUAUUUGUCACUGCUCGUCACAGCGGCGAUAACGAUUUUAAUUAGAAAAAAAAAACUCCUAAUUAUUAUCUCCCGAGAAUAACAGAAUCUUAAAAAUAGUUUGUGCUGUAUCUAUUAUGGAAUCGAACCGGUCAAAUCCUCCUUACCUACCCCCGGUCCGGUAGGGGUUGAUAAAAACUUCAAACCUGUGGAAAAAGAAAUUUCAAUUUCGAUUGUGAUAAUAUCUUACCGAUUCAAUUCUGGGAUGAGUCAAUACGUCCCGCGAAUCCAGCUAAGAAUUUGGGAAGAUUAUUCAAUACCGUAGAGCGAGUGAGUCGAAAUUAUAUAAUUGUAAGACACAAACAACUUCCCGUAUAAUCAAUUUUAAUUUCAAUUUUAAAAAUAGAGCAAUUUAACGGCAAAACUUAUUUACUACAUUCAGAUUCAGAGCAUACGAAAUGACAUCGCAGUACUCGUUAUAUAGUAUCUGGUCCUGAAGAUAACAGAUUUAUUGACUUGACUUUCCGUGAACUCCACUGUACGAGUGGUCCAAAAACGAGUUCGACUUUGCUUUUAAAUCAUAAAGAUAAAGAGAGACGUGCGUUGCUGUGACUAUUGAAGUUGCUACUAAGUAUCCCGCGAUCCCAGCUAAAUUCAAAAAAAGAAAUCCAAUAUAAUAUCGAUUACGUGUGCUUCGUGCGCUGUAAUUACGCGCAUUUUAUUUAUCGAUUGCUCCUCGGAUUUAUAUCUCAUUUUUUUGCAACAAACUCCCCUGCACUGCAAAAGCUCACUGUCAGUAUCGACGUCAUGACAUAUUUUUUUUUUCGAAUACUCUCCGAUAUUUUUGCAUUUGAGUAUUUUAUUUUAUUUUUCUAAGUUUUUUAUGUUGCAAAAAUUCCGCGCUUCUCGUAAAUCGAUAACGACGGACUGUUGAUCCAUCGACGUCACGGUCGUAUUUCUCCCUCUCCAUUUGGAUCGCACUUCGGCAAACUUAUAUAAAUCGGUUAGCAACGGCUUGAAAAGCUUCAGUUUGUUUUGUAAAAGCUUCUACAGAGCCAAGGAACCGAGAGUGAUAAUUUUGCACAGUAUUCAAUACAGUGACUGUGGAAUAAAGAAGAUCGUCGUCUGCUUUCAUUAAAUUUUCAUUAACAAUACUUUUAUCAGCCGGUCGAUGCCACGAUCGACGCAAGACAAGACAUCAUUCUGUAUGAGUUUAAAAACGAUCAAAAAACUAGCCAAAGAAUCUGAAAAGAUUAAGACUGAAAAUAUAACAAAAGAAAACAAGAUCGCAGAACUGCUUUUCGAUUACUGUAACGAUUGCAAGACAAUGGCAGCUGUACCACAAGGAGUAUUCGCCGUGCGAAAAGUGCGGGAAAAUCAGAAUCGUACCUAUCUCAUCGCGGAAAUGGAGGCCAGAAAUGGUGGAAGUUCGAAAAAGGGACAUCAGCAUUUUUACAACGGCAAUAAGCCGAUCAUGCAAAAUACGGAGCUUACGCCGCUGAAGUACAACAGCAAGUUGAUGAACAGCAUCUGGGGACUGUAUAAUCGAUAUUCCGUGCAUAAUUUCAAAAAAAAUACCGACUCGAAGGACAGCGGCCUUGUGGCGGGAUGGGGAGCAUUAUUUGCCCCUUCAGCUUCCCAGAUUUCCGCCACGGCCGCGCAUCUGACAAGCCGCGUGUCCUAAUGCCCUAGGACUUCAUUACAAUUCAGUAGAUGUACAGUUAGAUUUGGCUCAUUGUUAAAUUUGCACAGGAUUGAUGAAAGUCGCGACCUUGGAUAGCUACUGAGUUUUACAGUUCUGUAUGUAGAAAUUUAUGAGAUGAAUAUCUGCGCGCGUAAAUACUUUGAAGAUUUGACGUAAGAUCAGAGGUACGAUCGUAAUCGAGCCUGUGCAUUUUGCAACCCAUAGUUAUAUUUCAUUAGAUUUUUAGAGGGGCUUUGAGUAGAAUUUCAUUUUCCUGCAGUGCGUGAACAAACAAUGUAUUUUGAGAUUAUACCAAAUGUGAUGAUUAUUAUCCUUAUUGAAUUAAUAUAUGUACUCCGAUAUGACACGAAAGAUUGUAUUCGAAAACACGAUAAGAAUUAGAUGUAUGUAUUUAUUACAAGUUUUUGUACAAAAUAAAUAAGGAAAAUCAAA